Messenger RNA from Emys orbicularis (European pond turtle), 1584 nucleotides. It is a transcript of the gene BCO1, whose product is annotated as beta-carotene oxygenase 1. The record is from RefSeq and is a predicted model, not a curated record. Lineage: Eukaryota; Metazoa; Chordata; Testudines; Emydidae. Gene Ontology annotation, molecular function: carotenoid dioxygenase activity; beta-carotene 15,15'-dioxygenase activity. The transcript is spliced from 11 exons. Gene Ontology annotation, biological process: retinal metabolic process; carotene catabolic process. The coding region runs from base 1 to 1584 and encodes 527 amino acids.
AUGGAUGUGAUCUUUGGUAGAAAUAAAGAGGAGCACCCAGAGCCCAUAAAAGCAGAGGUGAAAGGUGAGCUACCAAGCUGGCUGCAGGGGAUUCUUCUUCGCAAUGGCCCAGGCAUGCAUACAGUGGGGGAAACCAAAUAUAACCACUGGUUUGAUGGCUUGGCUCUGGUGCACAGUUUUACAUUUAAAAAUGGCGAAGUUUACUACAGAAGUAAAUACCUCCGCAGUGACACAUAUAAUUGCAAUAUAGAAGCAAACAGAAUUGUGGUGUCAGAGUUUGGAACUAUGGCUUAUCCAGAUCCAUGCAAAAACCUAUUUGCCAAGGCAUUCUGCUACUUGUCCCACACCAUUCCUGAGUUCACAGACAACUGCCUGAUCAAUAUUAUGAAAACUGGUGAGGAUUAUUAUGCUACAAGCGAGACUAACUUCAUUAGGAAAAUUAAUCCUCACACUCUGGAGACAUUAGAGAAGGUUGACUACAAUAAAUAUGUAGCGGUGAACCUGGCGACUUCUCAUCCCCAUUAUGACAGCGCUGGAAAUGUUCUCAAUAUGGGCACCUCUAUAGUUGACAAGGGGAAGACAAAAUAUGUUAUUUUUAAGAUUCCUUCCUCAGUGCCAGAGAAAGAAAAGAAGAAAUCCUGUCUCAAACACCUGGAAGUGUUGUGCUCUAUCCCUUCCCAGUCUCUCCUUCACCCAAGCUACUAUCACAGUUUUGGAGUUACAGAAAAUUAUAUCAUCUUCAUAGAGCAGCCAUUCAAACUGGACAUUCUCAAGUUGGCAACUGCCUACUUCAGAGGUGUCAACUGGGCGUCCUGCCUUUCUUUCCAUAAAGAAGAUAAGACUUGGAUUCACCUCAUAGACAAAAAGACCAAAAAGGAUAUAUCCACCAAGAUUUAUACAGAUGCCAUGGUCCUUUUUCACCAUGUGAAUGCUUAUGAGGAGGACGGCCAUGUUGUUAUUGAUGUAAUUUCCUAUCCGGACAAUAGUCUAUAUCAAAUGUUCUAUUUAAAAAACCUGAAUGAAGACUUGGAGAAAAACACCAAACUCACUGCCAUACCAGCCUGCAAGCGAUUUGUGGUUCCUCUGGGGUUUGACAAGGAUGCAGAAGUAGGUACUAAUUUAGUCAAACUUCCAUCAACUACUGCAACUGCUCUGAAAGAAAAAGAUGGAAACAUCUAUUGUCAGCCUGAAAUGUUAUGUGAAGGAAUAGAGCUGCCUCGCAUCAACUAUGAUUAUAAUGGCAAAAAAUACAGAUAUAUCUAUGCAACAGAAGUUCAGUGGAGUCCAGUUCCCACAAAGAUAGCAAAAGUUGAUGUUCUGACAAAGAAAAAGCUCAGCUGGGAGGAGGAGCACUGCUGGCCAGCCGAGCCGGUCUUUGUUCCCAGUCCUAAUUUAAAAGAAGAGGAUGAUGGUCUUAUUUUAUCCUCCAUUGUGACAUCAGAUCCCAGGAAAGCACCUUUCCUGCUCGUCUUGGAUGCUAAAACAUUCACAGAGAUGGCUCGGGCCACAGUUAAUGUAGACUUGCAUCUGGACCUGCAUGGAGUCUUCAUACCAGAGAAGGAUUUGAACACAGAGCGUGAAUAG